Bombus huntii is the source of this 3436-nucleotide messenger RNA. RefSeq names its product sarcosine dehydrogenase, mitochondrial. Bases 504 to 3116 code for a protein of 870 amino acids. The record is from RefSeq and is a predicted model, not a curated record. Gene Ontology annotation, cellular component: mitochondrion; mitochondrial matrix; cytoplasm. The transcript has 15 exons. Gene Ontology annotation, molecular function: protein binding; sarcosine dehydrogenase activity. Lineage: Eukaryota; Metazoa; Arthropoda; Insecta; Hymenoptera; Apidae.
UGGAAAGAAUGCUACUUAAUAAUAUCAUAUUAUUAGAUACAUAUGAAAUUUCAUUAAAUUUGAUUCUAUUAAAGAUUAUUUUUGUAUUUUGCAAAACAAAAAUAUAAUCAUAAAUAAUUCUCAUUGCCUUUGUUAAAGAGUAUUUAUAAUAGAAACGAUAAAAACGAUUUAUUUGCGUAAUUAUUAAUAAUGAAAGAUAUAACAAAAGUUUCAUUCUUUCCAUCUAAUGAUAAUUCUUAUAUCAUAGACAAACAAGCUAAUUAAUCGAGGUAUUUUAUAUUUUCAUAUCAAUUUAAAAAAAAUAUAUUACUUUUUAAAUUCUUUCCAUAUAAUUGCACAUCAAUACAAGAGAAUCAUCACUGAAUAUUGUAGAAGAUUAAUGAGUAUAUUUGUUAAUGUGAAUUGAUAAAUGUGGUCAUUAAAAAGAUAAAAUACAAAUAGAACAGUUUGAUUGUAUGGAGUGUAUCAUUGGGAUAAUGUAAAUUCAUACUGUUUCUCUUCAUAUGAAAAACAUGUUCCAUUUAAUAAAGCACAAGUUUCAUAGAGUGUGUAUUAAUUACACAAAAUCAGUAACAAGAACACUGAAUUUAUCAUCCACAAUACAGUUACCAGAUUAUGCAGAUGUUGUAAUAGUAGGUGGGGGUAGUGCAGGUUGUAAUGCACUUUAUCAUUUAGGGAAAUGUGGCAUUAAUGCUGUGCUAUUAGAUAAAUCAAAAUUAAUGUCUGGUACUACGUGGCACACUGCAGGUCUUACAUGGAGUAUACGAGGUCCAAGUGAUGUUGAAAUGGAAUUAUUAAAUACAACAAAAUGUAUUUUUAACUCCCUAGAAAAAGAAACUGGAAUAAAUCCGGGGUGGAUAAACAAUGGUGGACUUUACAUUGCACGUUCCAAUGAACGAUUAAAUGAAUAUAGAAGGCUAGUUACUGGUUCAAAAGCUUUUGGUAUUCAAGCACAUUUAAUUUCUUCUCAAGAAGCAAAAGAGUUAUUUCCCUUGUUAAAUGAGGACACUAUUCAGGGAGCAUUUUACUCUUCAGAGGAUGGAGUUAUUGACCCGACCAUGUUAAUUAAUGCUUUGACAAAGUCAGCAAAAAGUAAUGGUUGUCAGAUUAUUGAAGAUUGUCCUGUUACGAAGAUACUCACAAAGGAAACUAUUAAGAAUAAUAAAAAAGUUUAUGCUGUAGAGACUCCAUAUGGAAUCAUAAAAACAGAUGUUGUUCUCAAUGCUGCUGGAGUUUGGUCAAAGAGUGUAGCAAACAUGAUUAAUAUGAAUAUUCCUCUAACACCAAUUAAGCAUGCUUACAUUGUUACAGAACCCAUAAAAGGAUUGCAGAAUCUUCCAAAUAUAAAAGAUCCUGAUGCGAGUCUGUAUUAUCGAAUUCAGGGUAGCUCAAUAGCUAUAGGUGGUUAUGAACAGAAUCCUAUUGUAUUACCAUCUGCUCCAGAACAUUUUUCAUUCUGCCUCUAUGAAUUAGAUUGGAAUGUCUUCAAUGCACAUCUAGAAUCAAUGAUUCAAUUGAUUCCUAAAUUAUCAACAGUUGGAAUAAGAACUACAAUAUGCGGACCAGAAAGUUUUACUCCUGAUCAUAGACCAAUUAUGGGUGAAGAUCCAAAUUGUUCUGGAUUCUUCUACUCUUGUGGUUAUAAUAGUGCUGGAAUGAUGUUGGGAGGUGGAUGCGGAGAACAAAUUGCACAUUGGAUAAUUAAUGGUCGGCCAGAUAAAUACAUGUUUAACUAUGAUAUCAGAAGAUUUUUACCAGAACAAAGAAACAACAUGGUCUGGAUACAUGAGAGAUCUCAUGAAGCCUAUGCAAAAAAUUACAACAUUAUAUUUCCACAUGAUGAACCAUUAAGUGGAAGAAAUCUUAAAGUGGAUCCUUUUCACAGUUUACUUGUCGAAGAUGGUGCUAUUAUGGAGGAAUGUCAAGGUUGGGAACGUCCUGCAUGGUUCUCUCCAACUAACAAAGUAGAAAUUCUGUCAUAUGAUUAUGGUGGACAUUAUGGCACAGCAAAGAAUCAGAAUGAUUAUUAUCGUUCAAUAUUAGAAAAAGAAUAUAGCUUUAAUUUCUCACCGUAUAACGAGAUAAUUCGGAAAGAAGUUCUUGCUUGUCGUCAAAAUGUUGUUUUGUUUGACACAUCUCACCUUGGAAAAUUUUAUAUUUGUGGACCUGAUGCUCAAAAUACGGCAGAUUAUUUGUUCACGGCAAACACGAAUUGCAACUUUAAUAAAACAAUUUACACUUGUAUGCUGAAUCAUGCUGGAGGAGUUGAAACAGAUUGUACAGUUACAGUGUUGGAACCUGGCUCAAGUGGAAUUAUAAAUCCGAUAUUUAAAGAAAAAGCCUUUUAUAUUGUCUCAAAUGGUAUUUCAAUUUAUCAUACAUGGGCUCACAUGAAAAAAGCAAUAAUGGAAAAGGGCUUUGAUGUAUCUUUACAUGAUGUUUCUGAGCAAAUUGGUAUUUUAUCCGUGCAAGGACCUAAUAGUCGAAAAGUAAUUGAGACAUUGAUUGAAGAUGAAAUCCCAGAUGAAUCUUUUAAAUAUUCAACUACAAAACUGGUAAAGAUUAAAAACGAAACGAUACGUUUAAUUAGACUUAGUUUCGUUGGUGAACUUGGUUUCGAAUUACAUAUUCCAAAAUCAUUUUGCCGAAUAGUUUAUAAAACAUUAAUAAAUUGUGGUAAAUCAUAUAAUAUAAAACAUGCUGGUUAUCGAGCACUGCAUAGUCUCAGUUGUGAAAAAGGCUAUCUUCUUUGGGGUUUAGAUCUUAGAGCAGAUGAUAAUCCCAUUGAAGCUGGCCUUGAAUCUAUUUGUCGCAAUACUGGAGAGUACUUGGGAAAAACAGCUGUCGAUCGAUUGCGAAAAAUUGGUAUCAAAAAGAAAUUGGUGCAUAUUUAUUUAAACAGCACCAUUCCAUUAUGGGGAAUGGAACUUAUUUACAGAAAUAAAUGCCUUGUUGGUUAUUUACGUAGAGUAGAACAGGGAUACAGCAAUGGAAAUGUAAUUGGGCAUGGGUACAUUAAACAUCCAAACGGAGAAAAUGUAACAAAGGAAUUUCUAGAAAGUGCUAAUUACGAAAUUGAAGCUAUGGGGAAACGAUACACAGUAGAUCUUUGCUAAGGAAAUAUAUUUGAUCUUAUUAAUAAAUUAUUAUUUUAAUAUAAGCAAAAACAAUUUUCAAGUUCAAGAGAUCUUUAAAAAUUGAAAUAUUUGUGUUUUUCUAAUAUAUCUAUAUUUAUCCUGCUAAAGGAUUAGCAUGUAUAGUUACACUGUUUAUUCGAGUUUCUGUAAGCGGUCUGUAAUUUUUAGGAUUUACUGGUAAUUUUUCCAGUUGUUCAAGAGUUUCUAAACCAUCUAUUACCCUAAAAGUAAUAACAAAUAUAUUCAUUAAAUACAUCAAAUAUUAAUUUAUUAUUUAUGAUUUAAACACUAAAAUAAAU